AUGACGACAUUUCGAAUAGCUGGAAUAUGUGGCUCACUUCGAAAAGCUAGCGUUAACAAAAAGCUUCUUUUGCGAGCCCAGCAGUUAUGUGCCGAACGUAUUCCAAGUGCUGUGAUAGAAAUUGUCGAUUGGAGCGACAUUCCAGUGUAUAAUUGGGAUCUAGAAGAGAACCCUCCAGAAUCCGUGAUACGGUUUAAGAACGACAUUGCAGACAGAGAUGCUAUGUUGUUUAUUACACCAGAAUACAAUUGGAGUGUUCCUGGACCGUUGAAAAAUGCUCUAGAUUGGGCAAGUAGAGUCCGGCUAGGGGAUCGAGGAGACGUGUUCAAGGGGAAGGCUGUUGCUGUGAUGGGUGCCUCACCAGGUUCUGCGCCUGGUUCCUCUGGCAGCGGGAGAGCACAGCUAAUUCUACGACAGUCGUUCGUAUCUCUCAAUUGCUAUUGCAUAAAUCUGCCAACUGUCAUGGUGACCGAUGCAUACAAUGCAUUCAACGAAGACGGUAGUCUAAAGAAUGUUCGCCUUGAAAAUAACAUAGUAUCAGUGUUGGAACAGUUGAUAGCACUUGGGGAAAAGUCAAAGAGCUGA
Paraglomus brasilianum is the source of this 585-nucleotide messenger RNA. NCBI's taxonomy places the organism in Eukaryota, Fungi, Glomeromycota, Glomeromycetes, Paraglomerales, Paraglomeraceae. The record is from the annotation of a GenBank genome assembly.